AUGGAGUAUGAAGCCGCCGAACGUGCCGAUCAAACAUCCCCCGAUAGCGAGCGGGAUAAACCAAGCAACAAGUUGAAGGCAAGAAGCGCCCAUUAUGUUGGUACAGUAGAAUGUGGCAUAGAGAAGAAAGACUCCGAGGCUUCCAUAGGUGAAGAAUAA
Molecule: messenger RNA, 159 nt
Organism: Sclerotinia sclerotiorum 1980 UF-70
Lineage: Eukaryota; Fungi; Ascomycota; Leotiomycetes; Helotiales; Sclerotiniaceae
Exons: 1
Coding region: 1-159 (52 amino acids)
Source: RefSeq, a predicted model, not a curated record